CCCCAAAUGAGAAGCCAGUGUGUGGUAGCACAGGCCAGCUCCAGCCUUCCUGCUGCUCCCGUGGGCAGGGUGAGUGGGCAGUGACUGACCUGGUUUGUGUCCAGGUGGACCUCAAGAUGUCCCUGGUCGCGAUGCCGUUGUACCAGAGGCGACACAAGCACUUCGACCAGUCCUACCGCCACGUUCAGACGCGGUACCUUCUAGAAGAGUAUGCGGCCAAGAGGCAGGCCUCAGCCCAGUCAUCCUCGUGGAAAUCCUCUGCUGAGGUAUCCUCUGCCCAGAGAGAGUCCCACCAGGCUGCAUCCAGGGCCACGACCUGCAGGGUAUGUGCCAAGAGGCUGGAGGCUUCAGAGGAGGAGCAGGAGCAGGAGGGAAGGUACCAAUCAUCGUCGGCGCGGUAUGGUGAGGCCAAGCGUCAGCGGUUCCUGGAUGAGCUGGCCCGGGUGCAGGAGAGCAUGGGGCAGGCCCGUGCCCAGGCCCGCAGUCAGCUGGACAGAUAUGCUGCCUCCUCCCUGCAGCUCUUGGCAGAGGACAGGUCGGCCUGGGGAAGGCCCAGCUCUGGCUAUGAAGAGCGGCUGGGCAGGGCCCCUGAGAUCCUGGUCCGCCUGCGUUCUCACACUGUCUGGGAGCGCAUGUCCGUGACCUUGUGCUUCACCGUGCAAGGCUACCCCACCCCCGUGGUGCAGUGGUAUAAAGACGGCAACUUGAUCUGUCAGGCCGCAGAGCCAGGCAAGUACCUGAUCGAGAGCAAGUACGGGGUGCACACGUUGCAGAUCAACAGGGCCCACUUUGACGACACAGCCACCUACUCCGCGGUGGCCACCAAUGGCCAUGGACAGGUGUCCACUCAGGCAGCUGUGGUGGUGAAACGCUUCCAUGGGGAUGAGGACCCGAUGCGUUCUGUGGGACUCCCUAUUGGCCUGCCCCUGUCGUCUAUGGUCCCACUCAUGCAUUUUGACGUCCAGUUCCUGGAGAAGUUCGGGGUCACCUUCAGAACAGAGGGGGAGACCCUCACCCUCAAGUGCACGCUGCUGGUCACGCCCGACCUGAAACGAUUGCAGCCCCGGGCCGAGUGGUACCGAGACGACAUCCUGCUCCAAGAGUCCAAGUGGACCAAGAUGUUCUUUGGGGAGGGCCAGGCCUCUCUGACUUUUGGGCAACUGCACAAGGACGACGAGGGUCUGUACACACUUCGCAUCGUGUCCAAGGGGGGCAUCAGCGACCACAGCGCCUUCCUGUUUGUCCGAGAUGCUGAUCCACUGGUGACAGGGGCCCCAGGUGCACCCAUGGACCUGCAGUGCCACGAUGCCAACCAGGACUAUGUCAUCGUCUCCUGGAAGCCACCCAACACCACAAGCGAGAGCCCUGUGCUCGGCUACUUUGUGGACCGGUGUGAGGUGGGCACAGAUAUGUGGGUGCAGUGCAACGAUGCCCCUGUCAAGGUGUGCCGGUACCCAGUGACGGGGUUGUGUGAGGGCCGUUCCUACACCUUCCGUGUACGAGCUGUCAACAGCGCCGGCAUCAGCAGGCCCUCCCGUGUCUCAGAUGCCGUGGCCGCCCUGGACCCUGCCGAACUGCGGAGGCUGCAAGCCAUCCGCCUGCAGGGGGACAAGGAGAUUGUCAUCUGUCAGGACGACCUGGAAGGUGACGUUCAGCUCCCAGGUCCCCCCACCGACGUGCACGCGUCUGAGAUCAGCCGGAACUAUGUGGUGCUCAGCUGGGAGCCCCCGGUGCCCCGCGGCAGGGCCCCCCUGAUGUACUUCAUUGAGAAGUCGGUGGUGGGCAGCGGCAGCUGGCAGCGUGUGAACGCUCAGAUGGCCGUACGCUCGCCCCGCUAUGCUGUAUUCGACCUGGCUGAGGGGAAGCCCUACGUGUUCCGGGUGCUGUCCGCCAACAAGCAUGGACUGAGCGACCCGUCAGAGAUCACAGCCCCCAUCCAGGUGCAGGAUGCCAUGGCCGUGCCCUCGGCGCCUGGCCGUGUGCUGGCCUCCAGAAACACCAAGACGUCGGUGGUGGUGCAGUGGGAGCGGCCGCGGCAGGAGGAGGAGCUGCUGGGCUACUACGUGGACUGCUGCGUGGCUGGCACCAACCGCUGGGAGCCCUGCAACCACAAGCCCAUCGGCUACAACAGGUUUGUGGUGCACGGGCUGACCAGCGGGGAGCAGUACAGCUUCCGGGUGAAGGCGGUGAAUGCUGUGGGCACCAGCGAGAACUCCCAGGAGUCUGACGUCAUCAAGGUGCAGGCUGCCCUCACGGUCCCAUCCCCGCCUUAUGGCAUCACGCUUCUGAGCUGUGACGGCCACUGCAUGACACUUGGCUGGAAGGUGCCCAGGUUCAGUGGUGGCGCAGCCAUCCUGGGCUAUUACCUGGACAUGCGUGAGGCGGGGCACACCCGCUGGCAUGAGGUCAACUCCUCACCCAUCAAAGAGCGGCUCUUUGUGGUGGAGGGCUUGACGGAAGGUUCUGCCUAUGAGUUCAAGAUCGCUGCCUGCAACCUGGCUGGCAUUGGACAGCCGUCAGAGCCCAGCGAGCUCUUUGUGUGUGAGGCCUGGAUGACGCCUGAGCCUGGCCCUGCCUACGACCUGACCUUCUGUGAGGUGAGGGACACGUCCCUGGUGCUGCUCUGGAAGGCGCCUGUAUAUUCUGGCAACAGCUCUGUGUCUGGCUACUUCGUGGACUGCAAGGAGGAGGCGGCCUCGGAGUGGCUGACGGUGAAUGAGAAGCCCACAGCUCACUGCUACCUCAAGGCAUGCGACCUCCUUCAGGGCAGGACCUACGUGUUCCGGGUGCGGGCUGUGAAUGCCGGUGGUGAGGGCAGGCCGUCAGACCCGUCUGAACCGGUGCUGGUGGAGGCCAGGCCAGGCACCAAGGAGAUCAGCGCAGGUGUGGACGAGGAGGGGAACAUCUACUUGGCCUUUGAGUGCCCCGAGAUGACUGAUGCCUCCCAGUUCGUCUGGUGCAAGUCCUACGAGGAGCUUCCUGAUGACCCCCGGUUCAGGGUGGAGACCCUGGGCGACCACUCCAAGCUGUACCUCCAGACCCCAGACAAAGAGGACCUGGGCACCUACUCUGUGUCUGUGACGGACACAGAGGGCAUUUCAUCCAGUUUUGUCCUGGACGAGGCGGAGCUGGAGCGUCUGAUGGCCCUGAGCAACGAGAUAAAGAACCCCACCAUCCCCCUGAAGUCGGAACUGGCCUACGAGCUUUUCGAUCAGGGCCAGGUCCGCUUCUGGCUUCAGGCAGAGCACCUGUCGCCCGAGUCCAGCUUCCGCUUUGUAAUUAAUGACCGGGAGGUGCCAGACAGUGAGACACACAGGAUCAAAUGCGACAGGUCCACGGGCAUCAUCGAGAUGGUCAUGGACCGCUUCACGGUGGAGGAUGAGGGCACCUACACAGUACAGCUGCAGGAUGGCAAAGCCAAGACGCAAUCGUCGCUGGUGCUCAUUGGCGAUGCAUUCAAGGCUGUCCUGGCUGAGGCGGAGCUGCAGAGGAAAGAGUUCCUCAGGAAACAAGGUCCCCAUUUUGCUGAGUACCUGCACUGGGACGUCACUGAGGAAUGCGAGGUUCUCCUGCGCUGCAAGGUGGCAAACACCAAGAGAGAAACCGUGUUCAAGUGGCUGAAGGACGAUGUUUUGUACGACGCUGGGGCACAGCCAGAUCUGGAGAAGUCGCUGUGUGAGCUGCUCAUCCCUAAGCUGUCCAAGAAGGACCACGGGGAGUACAAAGCGACUUUGAAAGAUGAUAGAGGUCAGGACGUCUCCAUCCUCGAGAUCGCAGGGAAAGUGUAUGACGACAUGAUUCUGGCGAUGAGUAAAGUCUGUGGGGCGUCGGCCUCCCCCCUGAAACUCAUCUGUACCCCGGAGGGGAUCCGACUUCAGUGUCUGAUGAAAUACUUCACCGAGGAGAUGCGUGUCAACUGGUAUCACAAAGAUGCCAAGAUCGCGUCAGGAGAGCACAUGAGGGCAGGUGGCAGCGAGCAGAUGGCCUGGCUGCAGAUAUGCGAGCCCACAGAGAAGGACAAGGGAAAGUACACCUUUGAGAUCUCUGAUGGUCAAGACGCACACCAGCGCUCCCUCGACCUGUCAGGCCAGGCUUUUGACGAUGCUCUGGCGGAAUUCCAGCAGCUCAAGGCAGCUGCCUUUGCCGAGAAGAACCGUGGAAAGGUGAUAGGUGGCCUGCCAGAUGUGGUGACUAUCAUGGAAGGCAAGACCUUGAACCUGACGUGCACGGUGUUUGGGGACCCGACACCGGACGUCUCGUGGUCCAAGAAUGACAAGGACAUCGAGCUGAGCGAGCACUUCGCUGUGAAGGUGGAGCAGGGCAGGCUGGUGAGCCUGAGCAUCUCGGGCGUGACAGCCGAGGACUCGGGCAAGUACACCAUCAGUGUGCAGAACAAGCACGGUGGUGAGAAGAUCGACGUCACAGUCAGCGUGUAUAAGCACGGUGACAAGCUGCCUGACGUGGCUGCCCCACAGCAGGCUAAGCCCAGGCUCAUCCCCGCGUCCACCUCAGCAGCUGCCGAGUGAGCCGGCCCGGUGCUACGGCCACUGCUCAUGGUCUUUCCCCGGGCUCCACGUGGCCCUGCUGGAAGAAAAUAAAUGGUUCAGAUGACUCUA
Messenger RNA from Suncus etruscus (white-toothed pygmy shrew), 4616 nucleotides. It is a transcript of the gene MYOM2, whose product is annotated as myomesin 2. Bases 117 to 4526 code for a protein of 1469 amino acids. Lineage: Eukaryota; Metazoa; Chordata; Mammalia; Eulipotyphla; Soricidae. Gene Ontology annotation, molecular function: protein binding. The record is from RefSeq and is a predicted model, not a curated record. The transcript is spliced from 36 exons.